Fonsecaea erecta is the source of this 1536-nucleotide messenger RNA. RefSeq lists its product as hypothetical. The record is from RefSeq and is a predicted model, not a curated record. Bases 1 to 1536 code for a protein of 511 amino acids. The transcript has 2 exons. NCBI's taxonomy places the organism in Eukaryota, Fungi, Ascomycota, Eurotiomycetes, Chaetothyriales, Herpotrichiellaceae.
AUGUCAGAGUAUAAGAUCGACACCAAACCUCUAGCCAUGGACGUCCCGCUACUGCUACAUGCGAGUGCUUCUCCACCUGAUGGCGCUGAUGCGACAACCCAAGUCCACAGAAAUGCUCCUAGAGAAGAAAACGGCUUGUCUAGAUUCUAUCCCGGGCCUAAGAAAUGUAUUGGCGCUGGAGUUCCUCGACCAUUGGUCAAGUGGACGCGCGACGACGACCACGAAUUCGAAGAAGCUUCUCGGACAUAUACGGAGGGUGGGAAGCUUCGUAUCCUACUCGACGACAUAAUGAGCGCCAUAAAGAAAGAUGGCUGUCCUGACCUUGAGCUCUGGGUCAAGUGCACCUACAACAUAUACAACGAAAACUAUGAUUGGCAAGGGCCGCUCAUGUCUCCCAAGUAUGCGGAUAAUGCCAAUGUCCAAAGAUGGCAAGUAUUGAGAUUGAUCCGGGGUUGGUACUGUGAUCUCUGGGUUCCGAAUGUCCCUUUGGACACCACGCAAAUUCGAAUUUUGAGAUUUGGAGUCGGCUUCCCGCGCACAAUCUUUAAGCGAAGCCUCGCAGAGAUUGUGGAGCAAUUCGACCUGCGCAAUGACAAAGAGGAAAAUCCUGCUUCCUCAUCUCUACUCUCACAAAGCGAAGACGAUAAAAGAGCUAGCACAAUUCAGCCCAUCCUUAUCCCAAACCCGUCCAUGGAGGCCAGGCCUGAGGCUCCUCGCGCGGCACAUGGGUACUACUUCCACCGCGACAGGUUCACGCGCGGGUCCGUCGAAUUGAUACGGCUGUCUCCGGGUCCAUCAGACCCUGAUGCUCGCAAGUACGAAUAUGGAGUGUGCCUGGAUAUCAUCUAUUAUAACGACACUUAUGUCGAACGCGUCAAUGGCCGCUUCGUGACCUUUGCGCCUAUAGAUGAUCCCUUUCACGUAGUUGAGGAGAGGCAGGAGGAGAUCAAACCUGACGAACCUCGAGACAUGAUUGAAAUCUGCAGUCUGUGGGGGCCAACCUGGUUCCCGGGCGGAUACACAUUGUAUAUCGAGUUGUGGAUCCUGCGGCGCGGCAACCUCUACAAGCUCAAACACCUCCUCUACGUGACCAGUAUCGACAGCACCACCGUGAUUAAUGACCUGAAGACUGGUGAGAGACGGAUCUCCUCCCGGGUCAGGCAAACACGUGCGCCUCAAUGCCCACCUAUCAAGGCUGGGAUGCUCAUCCCUCUGCCGUCCGCAAGUUCGGCCUCCUUGUGGCGUCAUACUAACUGUUUCGUUUGGGGACGGACUUUCGAUUUCUUGGAGCAGCUUGACAAGAACAGGCACCGUCCGCGCGCGUGUCUCCCGGGCCUCCCCACCAUCGACACCCACGAGAUCAUUCCGUUUCUGAAGGAUGCUCCAGAUUGCAUUCCGCCUCCUCGUCCGUAUCCGUCAUCGUGCGCCUCUCCUUCCUCGGCUUCGACGAAUGACGACAUUCUUGGCGAUUUCAUUGUUCUGACGCCUGGUGAUGGCGAUGGCGAUGAUUGGAACCACCAAGAUUGGUUGGUUUGA